Molecule: messenger RNA, 2906 nt
Organism: Pangasianodon hypophthalmus (striped catfish)
Lineage: Eukaryota; Metazoa; Chordata; Actinopteri; Siluriformes; Pangasiidae
Product: glutamate-rich protein 6
Exons: 10
Coding region: 1605-2906 (433 amino acids)
Source: RefSeq, a predicted model, not a curated record
AUCUCCUAGUUUUCUUUUUUUCUUUAUUUCUUUCUUUCUUUCUUUCUUUCUGUAGUACACUAAAAUAACCAUAAUGAAAUACAAUGGGAGUACUUAAAAAUCACUGUAUAAAUUUACAGAUAUUGCAAACAGAGUUCAAGAUAUGUGUUCUUAACGACAAUUGAUCAAUUAUACCUAAAUAAAAACUAUUUUGAUGCAAAAGUUUGCACACCCUUAGAGGAAAGUAGAGAAGACAAAGAAAUGCAUUUCACUGAUUAACAUAAAUAGCAAUAAAUAACCGAAAUAGUAAAAUGGUGCAUGUUAAAAUAUUAAUAGUGAUAGAAUAAAAAUGAUGGCAGUUCAAAAGUUUGUGCCCCUUUUCUGAAUAUUAGAUUCAUAUUCAUAUUCUCUGAUAACUUGUAUGACCUCCCUUCUUUCUGUAACUGCCUCCCACCGGUUUUAAUAUCCUCCGAACAGCUUUUGGAUCCCCUUAGUUAUAAUAUCUGUCAUAAAUCAUGUACUAAAUCUUACUGAUGUCAUUCAAAUCAGGUCUGGAGAUCAAUAGGGUCAUGAAAAAAACUUCUAACUUACUCACCUACUUUCUUAUUUAUACUAUUUUAUUGUUCGCUCCAGGAUAUAACCCACAUUUCAUGUCAUUUUAUUUGUAAAUCCAUAAUAAAUUAGAGGUACAUCUGGUUUCAGGUGUACACUCAACACAAUUGCAUGGCAGAUAUCUAUUUAUUUAUAUAUUUAUAUUAAUCUAAUAUUUACAUUUACACUGUAUUACAUUAGAAAGAAAGUACACACCAGUAUAACUUACUCUCUCUAAGCAUGCAAUCCUUAAAAUAAAAUUUAGAUUAUAAAUAGAAAUAUAAUGUAAAAAAGACAAUCCUUAAGGCUAAAUGUGUUUAGAUUUUAAUUCAGCCUGAGGAAUAGUGAGGCCUAGUAUAACGGAGACUUGGAGUUUAAUUUCAUUUAAUUAUUAUUAAGAAACAUCCCUGCUGGAAAAAAAAAACAAUAGAAACCCUCAUAGAGUUUGUAAUGGUUUUAAUGGUUAUAAUGGGAAUUGUAUUGGUUUUAAUGGAAACUCUAAUGGUCCCUGUGGGUCUCUACUGGUAAUCUGUUGCUUUCUACUGGUGGUAUGUUAUGUCUAGUGGAUACCAUUAAGGACCAGUAACGGUAAUGGUUUUAAUGGUUAGUUGAUGGUUUGUAAUGGUAUUUGUAGUGGAAACCAUUAGAAUUUCUAUGAUUUUUUUUUUUUUUUUUUAGCAGGGAUGACCAAUGCCUGAGUUAAACAUGCCACAAGUAAAUGAAUGACAGCUCCACACGUGCAUUAAAGGGUUAACACCCGUCCUGCUGUUUUUAACUCAUCUCUUUGGAGAGAGCACGUGCUAGCUCGCCUGUGAUUCAGGAGAUGAGUGGGCGUGGCAAACCGAGCACGAGCGACAGCGGCGUUGCCAUGGCAACGUAAACAACCUGAGGCUGUUGAGAGCGCAGGAGGAAAGAGAGAGAGAGAGAGAGAGAGAGAGAGAGAGAGAAAGAGGAAUUUUUGGGGGGGAUGUUAAAGAGGAAAGUGUUUACAGAUUGUACAGAAAUGGAGUUCACAGCAAACACAACACAUAAAGAUGGAGAUGAAGGAAGCUUUACCAGAACCUCAAUGCGGUUUCCACGGAGUCCUGAGAUACAGAAGAGAGUCUGAAUGGAGAAAAAUCAAUCUUCUGCCCGCGUCUGCUAGUGACCAUACAGUGUGGUGUGAGUUUUGUGGUGCGAAAGCGAAGCCUCCGCUUGAUUUUUCGAAGACCCCGGAUCCAGAGGAUUUCUGCUGCGCUCAGUAUAUGGAGCUGUUUAAGAAGGUGGAGCAGCAGUGGCGCUCGCUGCAGGAGAACUCUGGUGAACCUUCACAGGAACACGACUCCAAUGUGGAGAAAGUGCAGGAGCACAGAGACAGAGCAAGACCUCAAGACGUAUUGCAGCAGGUUGCAGAAGAAUGUCUCAGAAAAGCUAAAAGGCCAUCUUCAGAAAACCAAACCGAGAUGCCGGGCUGCAAAGUGACGACUUCGGGUUUGUUCACCACCAUCACGUUCCGGCUUUCUGAGUUUGUCCGCUUGAAAGAGAACGGGCGCUUGACUGCGAGGGAGGAGAGCAUAAAAGAGGAAAAGCCCAGCCCGUCCAAGCUCUGCAGCACUAACGGUUCCGUUCCAGCUGGGUUCGGUCUGUGCCAUUAUCAGGGCCACAUACAGAAGUUUUACUCGAAUGGGAAUAAAUUUCUCACAGCGCUUCCAGACGGCACUGCCCAAGUCUUCUAUCCCUCAGGAAAUUUGGCCAUUAUCGCUUUCAUAGAUGACGUAGAGGGAGUCUGCAUCAUUCUUGAUGACAUCAAAUCAAGCUGUCCAAUCAGAGCCUUCUUCCAGUCCGGUGGCAUCUCCGCUUGUUACCAUAGCAACGGGAGUACCUGGUUGCACAUGGACGUGUGGGGAGGGCUGAGUUUAAAUGAAGACAGGACCAGAAGAAGCAAGUGGAAAUGGACGGACCAGGCAAACAAUCCGACGCCCUUCAAACCCAUCCACCUGUCACUCAAUAAAAACAUCGGGGUUAGAGUUCGGGGACGAGAGUCUGUCGUCGUGACCUUCCUGGCUUCGGGACAGCAGGCUCGCUUUAGCGUCGGCAGCUGCACAAAGCCGAGCGACCCCGCUCCGUCUCUGUGUAAAGAGGAGCUGAUGAUGCAGGUGAGCCAGCUCAACGCCCGGCUGGCGCUCGAACGCCUGCGCUGGUGCCUCGCGUUUCACUCGGACUCUAAGUGUCGGUCUCUCAGGCUCCCCCCAGUCCUCAUCUCACAGGGACGGAGACUUCUGAAGCUCAGCUCCAGCAUUUGGAUGGAGGAGAAGGACAAGGCCUAUAUACAGCACUGCCUGCGGGACUGCCAGUGA